Molecule: messenger RNA, 882 nt
Organism: Penicillium riverlandense
Lineage: Eukaryota; Fungi; Ascomycota; Eurotiomycetes; Eurotiales; Aspergillaceae
Exons: 2
Coding region: 1-882 (293 amino acids)
Source: RefSeq, a predicted model, not a curated record
AUGUCCAUAUUCGCUCGCCACGACUCAAGUUUACAGCACAAACCACUGCAGCCUAUCUCACAUCUGGUGCCCUUCUCUGCCUUGAUCAUCUCAAUCACCUUCGUGGUGCUCUUCCUGAUCCGGUACUACAUCCUAGAAGGAUUCCUGAUCCGAUGGCUAUACGGGCCCAUUUACACGCGUUUGAGCGACAUCAACCGUCGGGGCUUUAUCAACCACCACAUCGCCGGAGCGACGAAAAUCCUCAUCCUGAUCCUGGCCGUAUACCCGUUCAUCGAUAUCACCUUCCUCAGUGCAAACUUCCACACCCCAUUCGCUGCUGGCUCCACAGUCACCAUGGGCGACAUACUCAUUGUUGCUGCUCAAAUGCUGAUCGCCAUGUACAUCUUUGAACUCCUCUACCGUGUCACACUAUCGCCGAUUGCCGUUACGCAUCAUAUCGGGACCAUUAUCAUCGGCCAGUCUGCGAUCGCAAUCAGCCUGCGACUAGCCCGCGAGCCAGAUGCGGACAUUGAGUUUAUUCUCUGCACAGUCUGGGGUGCCUUCGACAUUGUCUGCGAGUUUCUCCCUCAUAUCGCGAUUAUCCUUUACCGCAUCUUUCCUCAGCGCCACAGUUUCCUCCGCCGACUCUUCUUCUCAGCCUGUAUCACGACUGCAGGUGGAACACUUUGCGAGACCAUUGUGACGAUGUAUCUCUUCGGUAGCUUGUGGCCUAAGUGGCAGAUUGUGUUCAAAGUUAGCACUCCCCUUCUGCACCUUGCAUUUUCGGCAGCUCAGAUCCAUGGAAGCUUUGUCUUUUGGAAAAUGUACCGACGACAACAGAGGAUCAUAAAAGAUAAAUCUGGGGAGGAUAGGGAAAAAGGCGGUGAUACGGAGUUUCAUUGA